Molecule: messenger RNA, 2654 nt
Organism: Vanessa tameamea
Lineage: Eukaryota; Metazoa; Arthropoda; Insecta; Lepidoptera; Nymphalidae
Gene: Orc1
Product: Origin recognition complex subunit 1
Exons: 9
Coding region: 106-2481 (791 amino acids)
Biological process (GO): mitotic DNA replication checkpoint signaling; DNA replication initiation
Cellular component (GO): nuclear origin of replication recognition complex
Molecular function (GO): DNA replication origin binding; ATP hydrolysis activity; ATP binding
Source: RefSeq, a predicted model, not a curated record
CGAAAGAACAAUUUGAUAUUUGACAAAUGAAUGCAAAAUAAUUUUUAAAACGAAUAACGAGUAAUAAUCAUAAUAUAUAAUAACGAGAUCAAAUAAAUAUAAAAAAUGCCUAGAAGAAAAAUAAUAACAAGAAAUGUAACUUGGCUUUCUGAAGAAAUAUCUAAUGAUCAGAAUUUUUCAAAUUCCUUUCAUUUUUACAAGAAAUUCCAAUUUGCGGAUAUUGUUGCUGAAAUUGGCGAUUUUGUUUUAAUAUCAAAUGCAGACGCAGCUGAGCCAGACACAGAAGGCGGUUGUGAUGCCGCAAAGAUACUGGCUUUAUAUGAAGACCAAUCGAAUAAGAAUGAUCCAUUCAGAGCAAAGGUUCAAUGGUAUUCUAGACCAAGUGAUUUACCCAAAGAAUGUGACUCGAAAAAUAUUUUGUUUUAUGAUAAAGAGGUAAUAGAAGAUAAUCGUCCAUUCGACACAGAUGUGUCCAUAGAAACUAUAUUUAAAAAGUGUUACAUUACAUUAACAAUUACAAAAGACACAGAUGAUACAUUAAUUGGAGCUCCCUCAUAUCAUUACAUUUGUCGCUAUAGACUCAUGCCUUUUGGUAGAAAAAAGGUUCACAUAGAACCUGUACUUGAAGAUGAAAGAAAGGCUCUAGAACUUCUGACUACCCCCAGGAAAAAUAAUGCUACUCCAAAAUCAAAAACUCCUAAAACACCAAACAGCUUAAUUAAGAGAAUGGGUCGAGUCUCAAUUUCAGAAAAAAAUUGGAGUGUUAGUAAAAAUGAUGGAACUAAGCUUCUUCUUAAAAGAGCGAUUUUAGCGGACAGAAAUGAAAAAGAAUCACCUAAAAAAUCCACUCCAAGAAGUUUAAAAUCAACACCAAUAUUGGACUCACCAAGGAGUACCAAAACAUUAAAUAAAAAUAAUAUUCAGGAAAUACUUUCAAUGGAAUUAAAAGAAAAUUCAGAUGAUGAGUUACCAACUCUUAUUAUAAGAGAACAUAUUCCUACAACUCCAAAAAGAAAAAUACCCCAACCGAAAAUAAAUAAUGAAACUCCAAAAAAAGUACUAGUAUUUGAGGAUGAUGAAAAAGAAAUGUAUGCAACUCGAUCUGGGAGAGUAACAAGACAUCCUAUAUACCGUGAAGAUGAAAUAUCCCCUGUUAAACGAAUACCAAGGAGAACAACACGUAAAGUAAGUUCUGGUGGAGAAAGUGAGAUUGACUUUGAAGAAGUGCCUAAAACACCUAAGGUUCCCAGGACUCCUAAAACACCACGGACUCCUAGGACACCUAUAAUUACAACUUCUAUUACCAAAACACCUAGAAGCGUUAAAAGGGUAUUAACUAGUGCACUCACACCAACAUUACACACAAGAGCACAUCCAGUUGAUAAUAUUAAUGAAUUUCUAAUAGAAAAUAAAUCACUACCAGGCAGAGAAAAUCAGAUGCAUGAAAUACUAUCAUUUGUUAGGAGUAAGCUCUUACACGGUGUAAGUGGGUGUAUGUAUAUCUCAGGAGUACCAGGAACAGGUAAAACUGCAACUGUUAACUCAGCACUCAAGGUCCUGAAAGAGGAACAAGAUUUGCCUGACUUUCAACUUGUUGAAGUUAAUGGAAUGCGGAUAGCUGAACCCAGACAAGCCUAUGUGCAAAUAUACAAACAACUCACAGGCAAGUCAGUGGUGUGGGAACAAGCAUGUUCCCUUCUGGAGAAGCGCUUCCAAAACCCAGGACCACGAAGAACACCAACAGUACUCGUUGUUGAUGAAUUGGACGCACUCUGCAACCGGCGACAGGAUGUUCUCUACAGCAUAAUGGAGUGGGCAGCCCAUAAUACAGCACUACUAACCGUUCUAGCUGUAGCUAACACUAUGGACCUACCUGAGCGAGCACUUGCCGCUAGAGUUGCGUCCAGGCUAGGUCUCACUAGACUGACCUUCCCACCUUACACUCAUACCCAGUUGCAGUGUAUAGUCGCUACAAGGCUUGUUGGUGCUAAUGUCACAGCAGAUGCUGUGCAGCUUAUUGCCAGGAAAGUAGCAGCAGUAUCCGGUGAUGCUCGUCGUGCUUUAGCGUUAUGUGCACGAGCCUUGGAAAUAGCCGGUCCCAACUGCGCCGGAAUGAAGGAAGUGCAACAAGCACUGGGUGAAGCUGCCUCUGGUGCUACAGUCAGGGCUAUACGAAACUGCUCCCCUGCUGAAAGGCUCAUGUUGAGAGCAGUUGCCGCGGAGGUUGAAAGAACAGGUUCAGAUGAGACAACCUUAUCGCGUGCACUGGCAACAGCAGCCGCUAUAGUUGCAUUGGAUGGGCGUCCAUACCGAUCGGCACCCAGAAUCAGAGCACCCACACCUUCACAAGCACAGACAAUAUGUGCUAGACUAGCAGCAAUCAAGUUAUUAUUGAUGGAACCAAAACCCUCAGAACCAAGAUUGUUACUCAAUGUUAGUGCUGAUGAUGUACAUUAUGCAACCAAGAAAGUCAUUGUGUGAUGAACUGAUCUCCAUCAAGAAGAAUUAGUAAAUGUUACAAAGAUUUUAUUUUUUAAAUAUGAAUGCAGCAUUCUUCCAAUUCAGUCAGUUUUGUGUAACAUUUUGAAAAAGUAGUAGUAAAUAAGAUUAAUAUGAAUUUUUAUGAGCAUUUUAUGACUUAUAAGUGAUGUUCU